UUUACCAAAACCUGAUCCUUAUUCUCUUAGUAACGAAGAUGAAGAAAAUCGUGAUCAUGUAUCUUUGUACUCAGGACCAAUGUUCAGAACGACUAUUCUUGAUUUGCAGCAAUUAAGUUUUCCGCAAUUGCAACCUUCUACUCAACAGGAGAAUCGAGUUAUAUCGAUACCAACGGAUGGCAAUUAUCACUUGGAACCUAUUUAUAAAGAUCAAGUAAAUGAUUCUAAUGAAAUGAAUAAUGAAAGAUUUUCACCAACAGCAUCAAGUGAACAAUUAUUCCCCGAGUUGCCCUCGUUCUUAGAACCUCGUUUUAUGACAACUUGUUGCAAUGAAUUAUGUAGCAAUAAUGAGACAUAUGGAGAUGAGAAUUCAUCAUUACCUAAUCGUAAUGUCAUUAUGUCUUAUUCUUGGAAUAUCGUUGGUAAUCAUUGCAACAAUUCAUUGGGUUCAAUCCAACCUUUUUCACAGCCAACCAUUCCUUAUUAUUGUUGGGGAGAUCAGGUCGUUUUUUCACCCAUCCAUUUAACAGCUGCAAAUUAUUACCUUGAACAAGCGCCUGCUCGCAAAUGUGUAUUGAAUAACGGCAUGCCCGAGAACUCUUUAAACGAAACUAGCAAUUCAUAUCAUUUUAUAAGUAAAGAAACAAAGGCGUUUGUUGAAAAUCAAGGAACUAGUCUUACACCUAACCUAUCAUUUUUAACAAUUGGAUCUGUUGGAUCAAAUAUUAAUGAAUAUGACAUAUACCAAAAGUUUGUUGCACAUCAAAUUCAACCGAAAAUUGAUAUGAAUGAUACUGUUCCAGAAACUCCAGGACCUCCGGUCGAUCCUAGUGAUACAAGACUAGAUGCAAAACCUCGAAAUCAAAAGCUUAAAUAUCCAGGUGACAUGUAUACUCCCCAAUGGGUGAGAUAUUCAGGUCACAUUAAAGAAGGAUAUUGCGAUAAUUGCAAACCGGGUAAAUGGUUACAAUUGAAAAAUAGCGCUUAUUGGUACCAUAAACAAUUCUUUCACGGUAUUUCUUCUGUUUCCGGCAAAAUGUUUGUUCCGCCAGUUGAAACGCGAAAAUCUGAUGCUGGUGAUUGUACCGAAGGAUUGUGCCAUCAAUGCCGUCAGUGGGUUACUAUCUCUACUACAAAGAAAAAGAAUUCUUUUCUUUGGUUUCGUCAUGCGCAUAAAUGUCAUGUUUAUAUUAAACCCAAAAGCUAUGUACACAAUAAAAGACGUUAAAAGUAACAUUUUAUCAAUUGAUAAAAAUUGGUUUGAACAGGACGACUGAAAAAAGAAAAUCGGUGUAUUGCAAGUAAUGUAUUAUUAUGCUUUAUUUUAA
This is a messenger RNA of Rhizophagus irregularis DAOM 181602=DAOM 197198, 1328 nucleotides long. RefSeq lists its product as uncharacterized. NCBI's taxonomy places the organism in Eukaryota, Fungi, Glomeromycota, Glomeromycetes, Glomerales, Glomeraceae. The record is from RefSeq and is a predicted model, not a curated record.